GUCAUUACCUACCGUGUUUGUUUAUAGUAUAGAUGGCUUGGAAAGUUUCUCUUAACGAAAGAAGUCACAAGUAAUCUUCACCGAUUCCUUGUGGUUAUAGAUGGCCGACUGUCCCAUGAACCAUUGGGGUCGUCGAUGGCUUCCCUGUUGUGCCCUAUGCAUAUUGGUAGCGCUAGGCAUGUUGGGAAAUGUCAUCUGCACUCAAAACUGUCACGAGGAGAAGCUCAAGUACCGAGGUUUGCCGUAUGGAGACGCGACAUUCUACUGGCCACUAGAAUCUUCAAGUGCCCUUAAAGAAGUGAUCAACUGUCGCAACGUGUCGUCUGUUUAUGGUGCUGUCACCUCUGUGUCCUCCCCGGAGGUCUCGUACGGUGUCAGAACUAGUGAGGGAAUACGACUGGGGACACUUCAAGAAAGCUGCAUCAAAGAACCAUCGGCCUGUAUCAAUGGUCUGUCAAUAGCUCUCUGGAUCAACAUACCACAGUCGGCUUCCACAACGGACGGCAUAGUGCUCUGUACAGGUGAUGACUCGGGCAACAUAUCACACGUCGUCAUGACAUCUAAAGGUCUUAAAAUAGAGGUUCAACUUCUUGUGUCCGAUAAGCGACAUAUGGCGAGUUUCGAUGUGGCCGCGGGGGAUUGGAUUCAAGUGGUGAUUACGCACAAUGCAAUCGAUGGUUUGGUCUACUAUAAGAAUGGAAAGAGAUAUACCGAGUCAGUCAAUGUGACUAGCAUUAGCUCUGUUCAAGUGCCGUCUACAAACCUUUUCCUGUCCUACGCCGCUAAAGAAGCAGGAAAACAAGCGAGCUACCGAGAAAUAGCCGUAUGGGAUCGCACCAUAACAGAACCGGAAGUCAUGGCUCUUUACAGGCACACCCCAGGGUGUCAGGAAAUAGCACCAAGUGACAUGACGUUCUCAUCAAGACUAAAAGUCGCGCCGUAUGAUGCAAGAAAUGCUCACUUCGAUUCUAAGCUCGGAUGGUGCGCUGGAGGUGAAGUGUCGUCGAGUUUACUUGAGGUUACUUUGUCUGAAGUGUUUAAAGUGUAUUCCAUCGUUCUGCACCAAGUUGAUUUUGAUGGUUCUAUUGAGUUCGUCAAAUCACUCAAUGUGCAGUGGUCUCUCGACGGAAUCAAGUGGACUCGAGCCGUGACUGUCAGUGGUCUUACCAGCUCGUCAGAGUUUCGUGUGUUGGACCUUCCCUCUGGUCCUGCAGCCAUGAAGAUUAUGCAAAUCACCCCUUUGGACUCUGAAGGUCGCAAGUGCAUGCGGCUCAAACUGUUGGGGUACAAGCUGGGACCACUGAAUAUCAUCGCGUCUAUAAACACAUCUACAUCACAAGGGCCAUCGCACUGCUCUGUCAUGGUAAACGGAAUGGAGUAUUGUCCAAACAAACCUGGCCAUAAUCUGGUGGCGCUUAACGUUUCCAGUGGGGAGUUCCUCGCCACAGCGAACUUCAACACCCAAAGUGACGAAAGCGCUGGUAAUAACAUGAGUCACUUUAUCGAUGGUUUGGAAAAUGGAACAAUGGUGGUGGUGGUCGUCAAAGACUCUGGCCAUAGGAACACGCCACGUGGUUUAAUGUCUCUCUAUGAACUUGGCGCGCAGAGCGCCCUACCCCUUGGAGAGAAUACGCAGUUCAUUCUGAUUGGGAGAAAGGGAAAGCUAGAUUAUUGGAUCGCCGAAAAGAGCGCUUCUGCGAAUGAAGGAAACCUUUCUUUGAAUGCAUCUAUUCAACUCCGCUUAGAGCCAAUAGAGACUCAUUAUUGGCCUAUGGACGUUUACGACUUUACCACUGUGCACGGGUCAUCCAUAUCGCCCUACUACCGAUCAAAUAUCAAGGAUUAUCGUGGGGGAAGCGCCUAUCUGCAAAGAAUUUCAAGCUUUCCUCACCGGUUUGGAGCCUUGUACUCCGAUAAAGGGAGGUUGUACAGUGUCGAUUUAUCAACGUCUGACUGCCUUGUCUCACCCUCAAACUGUCCGGGUGGAGUGUCAGUAUCUUGGUGGAUCAAACACCACCACGAAUGGCUUGUGAAAGGCGAAGUAAAGGAGCCGGCGAGUAUAAACGAUAACCCAUCUCUUGUGCUUGUUGAUCAAGGCACCAUAAGAGUGUCGGAAUACAGCUAUCUGAGCGAGAACAAUCGCCAUAAAGUAACUCUCUUAUCGUUUGGCACCGGACAUAUGAUAGACGCCCAGUCAUUUGACAUGGUCGAUGACGCAACCGCAAGUGGACGCUUCAAACAGAUGCUCGAAUCAGCACCGUACGGGACCGUAGUGCUCAUCAGCGCAGACGGGAAUACGAAGCUUGAUGAUGCCGGUCUAAUUAGUGUUUUGGGGCGUGUCGGGGCCGUGAUGCCCGCCUUAACCAUGAGGGAUUCAUACUGCUUCAUUGGGUACAAGGGCGUCGAUGGUAACGAGUGGAAGGAGAUGGACUGGGUUGAGGAAGUGAAUAACGCGAAUAGUGGGUGUAGACUGUACAAACGGGUCCCUUUUUACCAACCCUGGCGCUCGCCUGUGGGAAUACAGAACCGCACUCUUCAACAUUGGCAACUGCGAACUAACAAUUUAGACCCAACUAACCCUCCCGGAAAUGCUAGGCUUCACCAUAAUAUUAAUGGGUGGAGUGGUAUAUCCUCAGGGGGGUUCCUAGAGAUCGAGCUUCCCGUGACGGCCUUCUUAGGUGGGCUGGCUACUCAGGGAAGUGGACAGUCUGACUCUUGGGUCAAGUCGUACAGUUUGCAGUACGCGGUGGAUAUCAAGAACUGGGAGUGGCUUAGAGAAGAUGGUUUGAGAACGGAAUACGUUGGGAACUCGGAUAGGCAUACAGUGAUGAAACAUUACUUCCGGCGUCCACUGAACACGCGCCUUGUGCGUAUAGUAGUGGUUACUUUUCAUGUCGCCCCGAUCCUCCGAGCUGAGCUCUUCUAUCUCAACACAGUUUACAGAUGGAUAGAAAAUCAAGCUUUACCAGAGCCACCAGAUCCACCAGACUCACCUCUCGCUCUGGGUCUGGAAAGCGGCGCUACCCCAGACAGCAAGCUCCAGGCCUCCUCGGCCCGGCAGGCCGGCCAGGCUGCAAAGUUUGCGCGGUUACAUCUCCAGGCGAGUAAGGACAAUGACGCCUGCUGGUGUCCGGAUUCCGCGGAUACUGAAAAGAGCCUCGAUAUCAUGCUGAGCGAGCGAAGCCUGGUAACUGGAGUGGCAAUCCAGGGUCGAGGGAAUGGACAGGAAUGGGUGACGGAGCUCACUAUUGCUAUCAACGAUACUAUAGAGGGACAAGAAUACAUUAUUCAGGAGAACAAGACAACUAAGGUGUUUAAUGGCAAUUUUGACAGCAACUCGGUAGUAAAACUCACGUUUGCCAGCGCUAUGUACGCCACCUCCAUCAAAUUAAAGCCUCGCUCAUGGCAUGGUCAUCCCUGUCUCCGCGCCGAGGUCUACGGUUAUCCACAGCUCUCAUCAUGUUUUGCUCCUCUGCUCCCACGUCUCCACGACAACCACCUGUCGAUGUCCGAAGGAAGUUCCGCUGCAAGUGCCAGACUAAGCAGUGCCAAAGCAUGGUGUGCCGACACCAGCUCCCUCCUCUUCCUUCAGAUGGAUUUGGGUGAGCCUACGGUGGUCAGCGGCAUUGCUACAAAGGGAAUGUCGGAGACUUGGUGUACUGGGUACUACUUAUCUUACAGUCGUGACGGACUGGAAUGGACUGAAUAUAAAGCUUCCGGAAUACGAAAGGUUUUCGUUGGGAACACUGACGAAUCUUCCCUUGUAGUCCAACCCCUCAACCCCUCUCUUGAGACACGAUUUGUACGGCUUCACCCCCUUACGAGUAGCUCACCCCUGACGGUUUGCGUCAAGGUCGAGUUGUUCGGCUGCUUUACAGAAAAUCCAAGAUUUGAUAUUGUUGGACCUGUUGAAAUAAACGCUGCGAUAUCUUCGUUCUUGACCUUGACAGCCUCCUAUCGAAUCUGCCCACAUGGUCUUGCGUGUCCAAAUUGUACCAGGCAGGUGUACGUGGAGGUGUUCGGUGAGACCAAAUGUGCGGUUAGCCAACCGAUAGUGGACUGUCACUACCACCAGUUUACCCUUGCUCUCAUCGUGCCUACACACCCUGAUAUCUACAACAUUAGGGUAUUUGCUGCGGUUGGCGAGGUAUGCAAGGGAGUCACGCCACGUGGCGUGGCGGGAAAACUCAUCGGACGAGUCCUAGCCAAAGUCCAUACCGCUCGUAGCUGUGCUGAUCUUCUGUUGAUGGGCCAUCGCAAGAGCGGAGUGUACACCAUCAGACCCAGCGACAGUCUCUUUACCGUCUUCUGCGAUCAAGACACACAUGGAGGGGGGUGGACUGUCUUGCAGAGACGCUUCAAUGGCUCAGUCGACUUUUACAAAACCUGGGACGAAUACAAGGAAGGUUUCGGGUCUUUUGAAGGGGAGUUCUGGGCAGGGAAUGAUAAUAUUCACCGGCUCACCUCGGUGACGCCUGUAGAGUUGUUGAUCGAGCUCGAAGAUUUCGAAGGGCAGUAUAAAUAUGCAAAGUACCAAACAUUUUCGGUUGGCGACGAAGGUUCCAAGUAUCUGCUAACAGUUGGAGGGUAUUCUGGGACCACUGGAGAUUCGCUGACAAGGCACAGCGGUUCGUUUUUCUCUACCAAAGACCGCGAUGAAGAUGGCUUAGAUGAUUUUGUCUGUAGCGAACUGUUCAGAAGUGGGUUUUGGUACUUCGGCUGUAAGGAUGCUGAUCUUAAUGGACAAUACCAGGGUAAAACAGGCCAAUACGGUAUUCGAUGGGAAGCUUGGGGAGGAAGCAGUGGCAACUUCAAGGCUUCGCAAAUGAAGAUCCGUCCACUUGAUGCUCCGAUGACAUGUGUAGGUUUAGUCUGCUUUUACAUAAGAAAUGUUGCAGCCAAUUGGUGGAAUGCUGUGAAAGGUUGUCUGGAUCUUGGUGCUGAAAUUGCCAGUGUGAAUACCGAAGAUACGAAUAACAUAUUAACAGCUAUACUGAAAGCGAAGGGGAUUGGAACUGCUUAUAUAGGUCUGAACGACAUUGAAAACGAAGGCACAGUUGCAUGGAAAGGCGGACAAAUUGUUGACAACGGCUAUCAAAACAUUGCUGGAAAUAAUCAUCGGGACAACGACUGUGUCUAUAUGUCAUCCAGUGACGGAAAAUGGAGGUUUAAAAAUUGCGUUCAUACUACUGCUGGUUACAUCUGCAAACGAGGUCUGAUGUGCCACCAAGCGUCAUGCUACGUCCCUGCUAACGGCUCGUUUUCUGUUACCAAUGGCAUUUACAUGUGUAAUAAUACAGGCAUGACACCUUUAAAAAUUUUAAGCGCUGAUCAAAAUACGUUUGUCACUUCAAGAGUGGCGCAAGGGAGCAGGAUAUUGAUAGGCUUGAAUGACAACCGCGCAGAGGGCGAAUGGGAGUGGCAUGAUGGAACAAGAGCUAAGUAUGUAAAGUGGAUUACAGAAGAACCUAAUGGAGGUACGGCUAAUAACAAUGCAGUACUUUCGGCAGCCGGAUGGAACGACGUCGAAUCAACAGAAACAGUGGCACUGGCUUGUCAAGAAGAAAUCGCCAAGAGCUGCCGUGAACUGCUUGAGCUAGGGGUGACGACGAGUGGUAUUUAUAAAAUCAGGCCUGAUGACGGAGAGCCAAUAACAGUUUACUGCGACCAAGAAGGAAGUGGGGGCGGCUGGGAGGUGAUUCUAAAGCGAUUUGACGGUUCUGUGAGUUUUCACGAUAAAAGCUGGAAGGACUUCAAGUCGCUUAUCGGAAGUUUGGAUGGAGAGUUCUACAUCGGACACAAUGAUGUUGGACGAAUCACGGAGAGCGGGCGCGAACUACUCGUCACUUUUGGAUACGGAACAACGAUUUUCACCAUGCGGUACUACGCAUUUAAAGUCCAUGACGAAUCAAGAAAUUACUAUAUGUAUGUUGGUAAUCUCGCCUCAGGAAACACGUCAAGUUAUCUCAGCCAUCUCAGCUAUCACUCUUUCUCAACACUUGAUGUCGAUAAGGAUGGAGUGGUUAACAAAAAUUGUGCGAGUCUCGCUAGUAGUGCUGGUUGGUACGGCAUAUCUGCGUCAAAAGAUUGCGACAUGCUAUGGGUUAACCCUUUUGGGUUGUGGAGCACGACGGAGGCAAGCAGCUCUUAUUUAUACUGGCACGGGAUUAAUCAGCCCAUCAAUUAUUUUGAGAUGAAGACAAGAUACGCGGAUUCCGGUUUGACCCAACUUAUACUCGGCACUGAGGAUCCAUUCUACGCAAACCCAAGGCAAGGUCUAUAUGUUAAUCAAUCCCCUCAUCAAUUCAGCUUCCACGUGAUCACAAGCUCAGAGAUGUGGUACCUAGUCACCAGUCCUCGGCAGGGAUGGGUGAGGUACACAUACACGUGGAGUGACGUCAAUGGCGCGCGCGUAUAUGAAAAUGAUAGACUUCUCGCGAAUACACGUGGGACGCGCGAGGCUAAGGCCAACAACCCAAGAGGAUAUAUUUACAUUGGCAUGGAAAUGCACUACGCGAGAAAGAAGUACACUUUCCUACUGAGUCAGCUAAAAACAUGGAGCAAAGAGUUGAGUUUAGAAGAAGUUCAGGAAGAGUAUCACACAAUUCGCAACUCUUUUGAAGAUCACGGACUUGAUGAUGUAAGACUAGACAUGAAAACGCAUCAAUGGAAUCUUACUUCCGGUUGUACUCCGAGUAUCGAAACUGGUCCAUGCAAAGACAACACUUACAAGCACCAACGGGGUUCAUACGUUUAUUUUGAGGCCUCGUACCCAAACAGUCCCCGUCAAAUUGCAACUCUUUUCCGUACCAUUGUACAACCGGACUACAAGUGCGUCUCAUUAUCAUACCACAUGUAUGGAAGUCAAGUGGGCUCAUUGAAUGUGGCGGUGGUCCACAUAUCGAGAGAUUACAGCCUUUAUGAUGCUGAAGAGCACAGGGAGGAAGUCUGGAUGCGGGCGGGAAAUCAAGGUGAUAAAUGGCAUCUAUUGGAAGUCAACAUCACAAGUCAAGCGGAGUACCGUCUAGAAAUCACUGCAACUACAGGCGAAGGAUACAGGGGUGACAUCGCCAUCGACGACUUAAAGCUGACAGUGGAUUCGUGCACUGAGUCAUCAGCUAGCUUGUGCUCAGGAUGCAAGGAGGGCUACAACUGCAACACGACACUCAACAAGUGCGAGUGUCAGGAUCUACAGUUUGUAAAUGACACGUGCCAUGACGUGCUGCUGACCACUGUCCAUGCAGGCGCAGACCACUACUGGCCUCUCGACGACGCAGCGAAUAUAAAGGACACCGCAGGGGGUGUAUCAGGGGACUUGCUGUCCCCCGGGUAUCGCGUACUAGGGGCCAUCAACCACGCCCUUCACGUAGAAGCUGGUGGCCGGAUUGUUUUUGGUGACUUAUCAGGCUCGUGUAUUGUCUCUAAGAUUCCUUGCCCAAAUGGCCUGACCAUCCUGUUUUGGAUAAAGCCACCGAAGAAUGAUGCAAAAGAAGAAAGGAUCUAUCUAGAGUUUGGGCAUUUUACUUCGGAUAUUUUGGGAUUCAUAGUCAAGCAAGACUAUGCGCUCAUAGCCGACACCCCUCAUCUUGUUCUUGAUGCGACCAUGGGUAACGACCACUGUCAGCUUGCCUUCCCUAUCAUUCCCGAGGUGUGGUCGCAUAUAGUGCUGCUAUGGAAACCCAUGCAUGGCUGGAAUGUGAUUCAUAAUGGUAGAAAUAUUACGGAAUUCAUUCUCGAUAAGUGUGCAGCCUUGACAUCAAGUGUACCUACGAACAAAAGGCUUCAAACUGGGAUGGGAAGUGUAAAACCUGCGGUUACCCUUGAUGACUUAGUGGUCCGUUAUCAGGCGAUGACGCUGACUCAAGUGACCAAGACUUACAAACACUUUGUAGCACCUCAAAAUAUGAUCACGCUGUCGGUAAAGUUCCCGGAUGAGAAGUUUAAACCCCAGAUGUUGGACGAAGAAAGCGAAGAGUACAAAGAGUUUAAAAACAAGCUCAUGGAGAAUGUGCGUGCAAUCCUAAUGGCGAAUGGUAACUUUCAGAACAUCGAGCUUCAUAUGCUAAGCAACGGUAGCGUGAAUGCAAACUUCUCCAUGCGAUUUGUCCAUCUCUCCUUUGAAGACGUAAAUGUACUGUGGAAGGCGUUCUGCAGAGUCAGCGGUCUUAACCGAAUGCGCGCGACUCUGAUUGAUUCCUUCGUCCACAUAGAUGGUGUGCCUUUCCUCUUAUGUUCUUCCGCGUAUUCGUGGAAUCCGCUGGACAAGUGUGCGUCUGCGAGUUGCGGAGAGGGGCGCCACUUUGUUUACGACAACAUUACAUCCGCCUUUGGAAGAGAGUGGAUAUGCCUAAGGGAGUUUACGACAACAUUACAUCCGCCUUUGGAAGAGAGUGGAUAUGCUUAAGGGAGAAACUUACCCUACCUAUGAUGCAUUGCACUGGAAGCCAUUGAAAACAACAAGAAAAUAUUGAACUGUCCAAAUCUUGGCUAUUCUUGAACGUUUAUUCUUGCACGCCUAUUUUAUCAAGGAAAACAUAAUUAAUGAAUACAUUCUGGAGAGUCUUUAAGAAAAACACUUCAAGGGUAAGUGUUAUCAA
This is a messenger RNA of Nematostella vectensis (starlet sea anemone), 8597 nucleotides long. RefSeq lists its product as uncharacterized. The record is from RefSeq and is a predicted model, not a curated record. The coding region runs from base 101 to 8404 and encodes 2767 amino acids. The transcript is spliced from 43 exons. Lineage: Eukaryota; Metazoa; Cnidaria; Anthozoa; Actiniaria; Edwardsiidae. Gene Ontology annotation, cellular component: membrane.